This is a messenger RNA of Cyphomyrmex costatus, 731 nucleotides long. RefSeq names its product corticotropin-releasing diuretic hormone 44 (gene Dh44). Gene Ontology annotation, cellular component: extracellular region. Lineage: Eukaryota; Metazoa; Arthropoda; Insecta; Hymenoptera; Formicidae. The record is from RefSeq and is a predicted model, not a curated record. Gene Ontology annotation, molecular function: hormone activity. The coding region runs from base 1 to 531 and encodes 176 amino acids. The transcript is spliced from 3 exons.
AUGAACGUUAGUAAUUUACAUUCUUCCUGCACGAUGAUACUGCUUGGUAUCUUGGCGUCGACGACGAUAAUCGGACUCACAAAUUCCGCUCCUCUGUCGUCAUACGAAAGAAGGGACGUGUCAGACGAGCAUCCUAAAAUUUUCCUGUUGAUCGAUCAAAGAAUACCAGAAUUGGAGGACGAGAUGUUGAAUUCGGAAAACGAUCUUGGGUCAGACGUAAUGCGCACCAAGAGGAUCGGAUCUCUAUCGAUUGUGAAUAAUUUGGACGUGCUGAGGCAGAGAGUCCUGCUUGAGCUGGCUCGCAGAAAGGCAUUGCAGGACCAACGGCAGGUUGACGAGAAUCGUCGUUUCCUCGAGAGUAUUGGCAAGAGAUCAGUAUCGAACGCCGGCAGAAUCAUGAGAUCCGAUACGAAGAAUAACGGACGGUCUGUAGCAUCCGACAGGAAUGAAUGGAUCCGAGAAAACAAUCCCUUGUUCCACGAAUCGCAAGACGAUCGAACGGUACAAGCUAAUGAACUUCGCCUGUUGUAAUCGCGUCUUGGCAUGCGAAGAACUCCAGAAGAACCGAUAUAUCCUUAACUUUACUAUAUGCGACUUUUAAUCAAUCGCCAUUAAGUUAUUUUGUUAACUGUCCGCUUGCCUAUCUUCGUUUAGCAGACAGUCUAAAUUCCGCCAGCCGUGACUGGCAAUAUAAAUGUUAAAAAUUGCUGAAUUUUACAAUCGACAACAAA